AUGAGACAUAACAACAAUACCAUUAGCUGUCACUCUUUUAUUUAUUUAUUUAUCUUAUUUUAUAUAUUAAAAUUUAGAGUUGCAGAAAAAAUAACAUUUUACUUCCCUUUGUUCAGACGUUUCUUUAUUAUUCUUCUUCUUCUUCUUCUUCUUCUUGAUCGUGUUCAGAAAUCAUAUUCAUUACCUUCUCUCUAUAUUUGGAUUCUUUAUAACAUGUGAGAUCGAUCUUUUGUCGAUCAGAGAGACAGAGACGACUAGAAGAAGCAAAGAAUAUUUAAAGAAUGAUGAAAAUGAAGACAGGAACAUCGCCGCCGGUCAUCGGCGGCGGAAGUAGUGGUAAUGAGUGGGAGUCUCGACCUGGAGGAAUGGUUGUUCAACGUCGGACAGAUCAGAACUCCGAUGUGCCACGUGUCAUUCGUGUUCGGGUUAAAUACGGUUCGGUUUAUCACGAGAUCAACAUCAAUUCCCAAUCUUCCUUCGGAGAGUUGAAGAAGAUGUUGUCUGAUCAGGUGGGACUUCACCAUGAAGACAUGAAGGUUUUGUACAAAGACAAAGAAAGAGAUUCAAAGAUGUUUCUUGAUCUUUGUGGAGUUAAAGAUCGGUCAAAGCUUGUUGUUAAAGAAGAUCCAAUUUCUCAGGAGAAACGUCUCCUUGCAAAAAGGAAAAACGCCGCCAUUGAAAAAGCUUCUAAAUCUAUCUCUGAUAUUAGUUUCGAAGUCGACAGACUCGCUGGUCAGGUGUCGGCGUUUGAGACAGUGAUUAAUAAAGGAGGUAACGUUGAGGAGAAGAGUCUUGUGAAUCUGAUAGAGAUGUUGAUGAAUCAGUUAUUGAGACUUGAUGCGAUUAUUGCUGAUGGUGAUGUCAAAUUGAAGAGGAAGAUGCAGGUGCAAAGAGUUCAGAAGUACGUUGAGGCACUCGACGUCUUGAAAGUCAAAAACUCUACCAAAAGAGUUGAAGUCAACAAGUCGGUCCGCCACAAACCGCAAACGCAAACGCGAUGUGAGCAACGCGAUUUGUUAUCGUUUGUGGAGGAGGAGCCCAGGAAUUCCAAUGCCUCCUCCUCAUCAGGUACUCCGGCUGUUGUAACUACAAAAUGGGAGACGUUUGAUUCGGCUAAGGCGGCCGAGACGGUUAAACCGGUCCCUCCGAGAUUCAAAUGGGAAUUCUUUGAUUAAGAUAAACACCAUACACACAUGAUAAAUAUGUUUUUUAUUUUCUCCGAUUUCAUAUGUGAUUUGUUUUGUUUUUCAUCUCAACUGAGGUGUGUAUGAUUUGUGAUUUGAUCUUGGCUAUUUUUUGAGGCUUUGUCUAGAGUAUCUUUUGGUUGGACUCCCUUUUAAGUCAAUCAAAAUAACAGUGGAGUUCAAUUACUAUCAUUGUAAUACCUAAAGAUUUGGAUUUUCUUUACUAUUACAAUAAAAAGUUAUCAAAAAGAUGUACUACUUUGUUUUUUGGAA
Messenger RNA from Arabidopsis lyrata subsp. lyrata, 1457 nucleotides. Its product is annotated as BAG family molecular chaperone regulator 3. Gene Ontology annotation, molecular function: protein-folding chaperone binding; adenyl-nucleotide exchange factor activity. The record is from RefSeq and is a predicted model, not a curated record. Gene Ontology annotation, biological process: protein stabilization. The coding region runs from base 282 to 1175 and encodes 297 amino acids. The transcript has 4 exons. NCBI's taxonomy places the organism in Eukaryota, Viridiplantae, Streptophyta, Magnoliopsida, Brassicales, Brassicaceae. Gene Ontology annotation, cellular component: cytoplasm.